AAGCCGUCACUGCCACUCUCGUAACAGCCGUGGUGCGGUCGCAGUCGCCGUCGUGUCGCGCGCGCGUUUCCGGGUGUUAUUUCCGCCGAGAGCGCAUAAUUUUGUAAUAUCAUUUGUAGUCUGCAGGUAUAUUUAGUAGCCGCGUGUGCGCGUGCGCGAGUGCUUUUUUGGUGUACAGAUUUCGGCAAUACCCGCCAUUUCGUCCGUUCGUCCCGACGACAGAGUUUAUUUUCAUUUUUUUACCACCCCCCCCAUCCAGUUUUCCCGAUUUCUCUACGCCGUUCUCGUUUUUCCGUUUUUUUUUUUUUUUUGUUUUUUUUUUGUUUUUUUUUUUUCAUACGUACUCACUCUAUUUUAUACACGUACUUUGAAAAAUUUUCCAAUUUUUUUUUCCUUUCCACAUUUUCUUUGACAUGCUCGCCCGCCGUCGAGGUCUUCGCGGCUCGUCCGCCGCCGCCGUCCCGGUUCCGCGCCACUCGGACCGCGCGUGAACGGAGCGCGCGCGCCCCGCCGUCAUGAUGGAGACCGGUUGACGCCAGAACGCGGACCACGCUAUUCUACAGGUAGCGGAGUGAUGUUGGGCGGCGUGGUUGGUAGGCAUAUGAGCAUACGGCGUAGGGAGAGCUCCCCGUCGGUACCUCAUCCAGGUGGCCCGGGGAGUCCCCGGUAUAGAAGACGGAGAAGAGCGGUAACUACUUCGGAUCAUAAGACAUGUGCUCUCAUACAGACCAGAAUAAAACUAGGCGACAUCAUAAUGUUGGCGGCGGAGAAGGAAGUCGCUGCGGCCGCGGGACGUGACUGCAUCGGGUCGGCGGGAACAUCCGCCGGCAUGGGGAGGCCGCGGUCCCACCACCAUCACCACCAUCAUCACCAUCAGCAGGCGGACGCGCCCCCUGGGCCGUCGUCCUUGUUCCUGUUCAGCACCGACAACCCCGUCCGCCGGUACACCAGGUUCAUCAUCGAAUGGCCUCCGUUCGAAUAUGCGGUGCUGUUAACCAUCAUAGCCAACUGCGUGGUGUUGGCUCUGGAGGAACAUCUGCCCAGGGGAGACAAGACUGUACUUGCUAAGACUUUGGAGGCAACCGAACUCGUUUUCCUAGCAAUUUUUUGCGUCGAAGCGACUCUCAAAAUAUUAGCUUUAGGUUUUUUACUGCACAGCGGCUCAUAUCUUCGUAAUAUAUGGAACAUUAUGGACUUUUUUGUAGUUGUAACAGGAUGUAUAACACAAAUACCGUCAGCGGCAAACAUGGAUCUGCGGACGCUGCGAGCGAUCCGGGUAUUGAGGCCGCUCAAAUUGGUCUCCGGAAUUCCAAGUCUGCAAGUUGUGCUGAAGUCCAUCAUCAAAGCAAUGGCACCGCUACUCCAGAUUGGCUUAUUGGUGUUAUUUGCUAUCAUCAUAUUUGCAAUCAUUGGACUGGAGUUUUACUCCGGAGCGUUGCACAAGACUUGCUACAAGUUGGAUAAUCUGAUUGCAAUGCAAAUCGAGGGACAGAGGCCGGCGCCUUGCAACUCGGACUCGGACUCAAACGAGAGCACGAAGCCGUACAACGCGUACUUCUGUGAUAACACGACAUCCACGUGCAUAGAAAACUGGGAAGGUCCUAACUACGGGAUCACGUCGUUCGAUAACAUCGGACUCGCCAUGCUCACCGUUUUCCAAUGCAUCACCAUGGAAGGGUGGACUACCAUUCUGUACUGGAUGAACGAUGCGUACGGUGUGCUGUUCAAUUGGAUAUAUUUUGUACCACUUAUUAUUCUAGGUUCAUUUUUUAUGCUCAAUUUAGUUCUUGGUGUGCUUAGCGGAGAAUUCGCUAAAGAAAGAGAAAAAGUCGAAAACCGUCAAACGUUUUUGAAGCUACGGCGACAGCAACAGCUGGAACGUGAGCUCAACGGUUAUGUAGACUGGAUAUGCAAAGCCGAAGAGGUCAUACUAGCCGAAGAACGGACAACAGAUGAAGAGAGAAGACAUAUAAUCGAAGCGAGAAGAAGAGCUGACAUAAAAAGAAAAAAACUGAAAACCUUGGGUAAAAGCAAAAGCACCGAAUCCGAGGAAGAGUGUGAGGAAGAAGAAGCCGAUGAAGUGCUUGGUAAAGGCAAAAAAGGUUUCCCACGCACACCAACGUUCAAAGACCGAAUGCGAAAAAAAGGCGUUUGUGCUUCUAUGUGGAGAGCAGAAAAACGGUUUAGGUUUUGGAUCAGACGCAUGGUAAAAGCGCAAUGGUUCUAUUGGUUCGUCAUCGUAUUAGUGUUUUUUAAUACAGUUUUCGUGGCCAUCGAACAUCACAAACAACCAGAAUACAUAACGAAUUUUGUUUUUUAUUCUGAGUACGUAUUCCUCAUGCUCUUCAUGGCUGAAAUGUUCAUCAAAAUGUACGCGCUUGGCAUACGGAUAUACUUUGAUUCCGCAUUCAACCGUUUUGAUUGUGUCGUAAUCAUGGGCUCCAUAUUCGAAGUCGUUUGGUCAGCCGUCAAAGGUGGCUCCUUCGGUCUAUCUGUGUUAAGAGCACUUCGGUUGUUACGAAUAUUUAAAGUAACAAAAUAUUGGUCUUCGUUGAGGAACCUCGUGAUAUCUUUACUCAACUCCAUGAGAUCAAUCAUAUCGUUGCUUUUCUUACUGUUUUUGUUCAUACUGAUAUUCGCACUGCUCGGUAUGCAGUUGUUCGGUGGACAGUUUAAUUUUGAAGAAGGAACGCCCCCAACAAACUUUAACACAUUUCCAAUAGCUCUGCUAACCGUGUUUCAGAUUCUAACCGGUGAAGAUUGGAACGAAGUCAUGUACCAAGGUAUUAGAAGUCAAGCUCAAACGCAAGGUGGAGGGAUGAUAUAUGCUCUAUACUUCAUAAUUUUAGUAUUGUUUGGUAACUAUACACUGUUGAAUGUGUUUUUGGCUAUUGCCGUUGACAAUUUAGCAAAUGCACAAGAACUAACAGCUGCCGAGGAAGAACAAGAAGAAGAGGACAAAGAGAAACAACAACAAGAGCUCGAGAAAGAAAUGGAAGCAUUACAAAUGAGUACUGACCCGUCCAAGAUGGAAAUGAUACCAACAUCGCCAUCACAAAAUUCCAGUGUUUCACUUAUCAGACACCACCGAAAACACCAUUCGGAUGAGCCUGACAGCAAAGUAGAGGAAGAAGAAGAAGAAGACGAAGGUCCAAAACCUAUGUUACCGUAUUCGUCAAUGUUUUUAUUAUCACCUACCAACGGUAUUAGAAGAGCUGCCCAUUGGAUCGUUAAUUUAAGAUAUUUCGAUUUUUUCAUUAUGCUGAUUAUCAUAUUGAGCAGCGUGGCGUUAGCCGCUGAAGAUCCGAUUAACGAUGAUUCGGAUUGGAAUAAUUAUUUGGACGUAGUCGACAACGUUUUCACAGUGAUUUUUGCCAUAGAAAUGAUACUGAAGAUUAUCGAUUUGGGGGUGAUUUUACAUCCCGGUUCGUAUCUCAGAGAGUUUUGGAAUAUAAUGGACGCGGUAGUGGUCAUCUGCGCAUUUGCGUCAUUCAUAUUUCAAAAGGGUGGUGGUUCUGUCGGCACUAACCUAUCGACCAUCAAAUCACUCCGUGUGCUGCGAGUAUUGCGACCACUGAAGACCAUCAAGCGCGUACCCAAGCUCAAAGCGGUGUUCGACUGUGUGGUGAAUUCGCUGAAGAACGUAAUCAACAUACUGAUUGUGUACAUACUAUUUCAUUUCAUCUUUGCCGUCAUUGCUGUUCAGCUGUUUCAUGGAAAAUUCUUCUAUUGUAAUGACAGCAGCAAGUCCGUUAACGACACAUGCCAGGGUUAUUAUUUCAAAUACGAAGCUGGUGAUACGGAAGACGUCAAUUCGCAAAAGUUCAUACCAAGCUCGGAGAGGAGAAAAUGGGAGCUACAGGACUUCUACUACGACAACGUGGCCGUGGCUAUGUUGACGCUGUUCGCAGUCCAAACGGGCGAAGGAUGGCCUCAAGUGUUGCAAAAUUCGAUAGCGGCCACGGAGGAGGACCACGGACCCAUACCGAAUUACCACAUCGAGAGGUCGUUGUUCUACAUAAUUUAUUUUAUCGUGUUUCCUUUCUUCUUUGUCAACAUAUUCGUCGCUUUGAUCAUUAUAACGUUUCAAGAACAAGGAGAAGCCGAACUACAAGACGGUGAAAUUGAUAAAAACCAGAAAUCAUGUAUUGAUUUUACCAUUCAAGCGAGGCCGCUGGAGAGGUACAUGCCAAAAGAUAGGAACAGUAUGAAAUAUAAGAUAUGGCGCCUGGUAGUUUCGACGCCAUUUGAAUACUUCAUCAUGAUACUGAUCGUCUUGAACACGCUGUUACUAAUGAUGAAGUUUUAUCAACAAAAAAAAUCCUACAAGACUGCUCUACAUUACAUGAACAUGGUGUUUACUGGCAUGUUUACCAUUGAGUGCGUGCUCAAAAUUUUGGCGUUUGGAGUCAGGAAUUUUUUUAAAGAUCCGUGGAAUAUUUUCGACUUUAUCACGGUCAUCGGAAGUAUCGUGGACGCGCUGGUCAUCGAAUUUGGGGAACGCCUCGUAUAUGUGUACCGAACUGUGUUCGAGAAAGAUAUAGUCAAAGAACCAAAACUGCUGUUCGGAGAAGUUGUGGAGGAAAACUUCAUAAACGUCGGAUUCCUUCGACUGUUCCGAGCCGCUAGACUGAUAAAGCUGCUCCGACAAGGGUAUACAAUUCGAAUAUUGCUCUGGACGUUCGUCCAGUCGUUCAAAGCCCUUCCCUACGUUUGCCUACUGAUUGGCAUGUUGUUCUUCAUAUACGCUAUAAUCGGGAUGCAGAUUUUCGGCAACAUCCAGCUGGAUCCUUCCACAGAAAUCAACAGACAUAACAAUUUCCAAACGUUUGUCCAGGGUCUAAUGUUGUUAUUUCGAUGCGCCACGGGCGAAGCGUGGCCGUCGAUCAUGUUGUCAUGUAAUCAUGGUAAAAUGUGCGAGGCAGGUGCCAAAAAAGCAGAUAACGAUUGUGGUUCGAAUAUGGCCUACAUGUAUUUUGUCUCGUUCAUAUUUUUCUGCUCGUUUUUGAUGUUGAACUUGUUCGUGGCAGUUAUCAUGGAUAACUUUGAUUACCUAACCAGGGACUCGUCGAUUUUGGGAGCCCAUCACUUGGAUGAAUUCGUUCGUAUCUGGGCGGAAUACGACCCAAAUGCAACGGGAAAGAUACACUAUACUGAAAUGUACGAUAUGCUCAAAAACAUAGACCCGCCAUUGGGUUUUGGCAACAAGUGUCCCAAUCGUUUGGCAUACAAAAAGCUCAUUCGGAUGAACAUGCCGGUCGACCAGGAUGGCAAGGUGCAGUUCACCACAACACUAUUCGCACUCAUCCGGGAAAACCUGAGCAUAAAGAUGCGAUGUGCUGAAGAAAUGGACCAGGCGGACGAAGAAUUGAGAGAGACUAUUAGACAUAUAUGGCCGUUACAGGCCAGAAAGAUUUUAGACUUGCUGAUUCCGAAAGGCGAUUGUCUGAACGCCGGAAAACUGACGGUAGGCAAGAUAUACGCGGGUCUGUUGAUUUUAGAAAGUUGGAAGUCUACGAGAUUCGGUCAGGUUGAAUCGUCGAAUCCACAGGACAUUGCAGAACAUAGUUCCCCAGAGCCGCACUCAUCAUUCUUCACGUGCCUGAUGGAGGCCGCCGGUGCGACAAAUUGGAAUGCAGAACGUGGACAGGACGAAGACGAAAACAGCUGUUUGCUGACUAGGAACAACUCCAGGAGCCGGUCUAAAAAGCGGUAUAUAACGCAAUCCAAACGUUUGAGGAGGAGACGUGGCGAUAUUUUAGAAAAGGUGAUGGAGCUGACAGACGUGAUGAUUUCAUCGCGGAGACCGUCCGAAGAUUCCAAUUCCGACGGACAACAACCCCAGCACCAGGGUGUGCACUUACACCCGGGUUAUAGACAGCAGAGAUCGCGAUCGCCGAGCAUACGUAGAGAGCGUCAUACCCCGUCACCAAUCAGGAGAUACCAUCACCACUACCAUCACCACAGUCAUCAUCCACACGAGAUCGGCUUCAGUGACACUGUUUCUAACGUUGUCGAGAUCGUCAAACAGUUGGAUCAUCGACGUCAUCCUAGAGGUUCUUGGUCGGCGUCCACGAGUCCAGUCCGUUCGCCCAGCCCGGACAGGUCGGAGAGCGGCCGCACGUACUACGGCACCACCAGCCUGGACCAGCGGUCGCGUUCCCCGUCGCCGGUGUCGACGAACGGCAGCGGACGGCACCAGCACCACCAGCAGCAGCAGCAGCACCACCACCAUCAGCACCACGGAGGCGGCGGCGGCGGGGCGUCGGCCUCGUCGUCCGCCGCCGCCGGGCCGACGUCAUCGAGACAGCAACAGCAGCACCAGCACGUCAUGCAGCACCAACAGACGGCACCGCCGCCGUCGUCGUCGUCGUCCGUGUCGCACCACGGGUCGCACCACCCGCCGCUGUCGCUCGGCGGCGGCGGCCACGCGACCUCGCUGUCGGCGAUGAUGACCGGGGCGUCCGGGACGGCGGCCAUGACGAUGCCGCCGCCGUCCGUGCUGGUCAACAGCAGUUACCCCGUGCUGGCCGUGGCCGGCUGCAACAGGCGCCGGUUGCCGCCCACGCCCAACAAACCGUCGUCGCUGCAGCUCCGGCCGCCGCACCACUCGGCCUCGAUAAACUUUCCGAAGCUGAACGCGUCGCCGACGCGCGGCCAACCGGCCUCGCUGCCCAAACCGCCGCCCGUCAACAUGUCGUCCACGUCGACGGCCGCGGCCGUGGCCCGGCAGAGCAUGGCCAUGACCGCCAUGCCGCCGCUCAGCUUCGAGCAGGCCAUGUCGAUCGGCCGCAGUGGCCGGCUACUGCCGUCGCCGGUGCGCAACGGGUACGCGUCGUCGUCGUCCAAGCAGCAGCAGCAGCCGUCGUCGUCGUCGUCGGUGUCCGCGAUCAGGCGGCAAAAGAGCGGCGGCGGUGGCCGGGUGAGCAGCCGGCACAGCGAUUCGGACGAGGACGACUGGUGCUAACCCUUACUGUCCGGUAGUGGCCGCCGCAGCCGCUGCCACGCCGGCAGCAGCGGCAGAAGCAGCAGCAGCAGCAGCAACAGCGACGGCGGCGAAACAUUCGGCAUGACGUUGUUCAGAUCGUUUCGGUCGUCCGCAUCGCGUUCGCCCCGGCCGACGAUCGUCGCGUCGCCUUCGUCUUCGUCGUCGCUGUUGGACUACUCCUCACAGUCUGCUCCGUCGCCGCCGCCGCCGCCGCCGCCGAAGCAGCAGUAGCAGUAGCCGCCGCUGCCACCGCCUAAAAUUUAUAAAUAUUAUAUAUUAUUAUUACCUUAUUAUUAUUAUUAUUAUUAUUAUUAUUAAUAACUAUUUCCGAACUUAAGAAAAAUAAAAACGGCUCGUUGUUUUGCGCGUACUCUCGUCGUUUUUUCGUUUUUGAUUUUUUCGUUUUUUUUUUUUAACGUACCCAUUUACACGUGUCACAUCGAUGGUGUACGUAACUUUGUUAAGAGGUUGAUAAAUAUUAUAUUUAGUGGAUAAAUAAUAUUGUAUUUCCGCAAAAUGUUGGUUUUUUUUUUUUUAUUAUUAUUAUUUUAUAAUCGACCGUAUUUUUAUCGUACAUAACAAUAAUAAUAAUUGUAUUACAAUCGUCGCGCAGUUUCUGUUCAGAUCAUUACAUUAUAAUAAUAUUAUGUUUGUGUGUAGGUAUAUACGUUUAUAUUAUAUAUUAUACAUACAUUUUUUUUAUGGCCGGACAUUCCCUUCUUUUCACUUUGUCGUCCAUCCAGCUGUCUCCCCACACAAACGCCACAGAUCACUAUAUUAUACCGUCGUCGUGUUCAAACAUGCAGCACACAUUACAAGCGUCUCUUAUUAUUUUAUUAUAUAUGUUUAUAUAUAUAUUGUCGUGUCUCGUUCUACUCUUUACAAUCAUACACAAGCACAGCACACACAAUAUCGAAUUAUAUAUUAUUAUCAUCGAUGUGUUGAAUCGAACUUGAAGUUCAAAAAUCGUUGUAAAUUACAUCCCGAUCCAAGUGAAUAAAAUCUUAUUAUCUAAUCUAUAGUAUAUUAUAACAUUAUUGCUUGUUUUGUUUCCAAAUAUAAACAUGCGAAUUAUAAAACGUGUUAUAAUACUAAUAUGAGAUAUAUAUUUUAAAAAAAAAAUCCACCAUUUCAUUCGCAUCUAUUAAUUAUCAUUCUAAAAAUUUCUUUUUCGAACUACAUUUUUAUGAUUUCAUAUCGAUCGUUAUAAUAUACAGUAUACUUAAUAAUCGGUAUUAGACUAUGUAUUUUUUAUUUGCGUACUUGCAAUUUUUCCCCCGUUAUCGUGAUCUUCGAUAACUGUUUAUGUUUUCUGAUAAUUUACUAAUACGCUCAAUGUACUUAAAUAAUAAUAUUGUAUUAUAUUUGCAAACAUUUACUCUCGUUUUUUCGUUCAAUUCAUUUUGGCAAAACUACAAGUUUAACCACUGGCGGAUUUUUUGUUACAAUAAUCAUGUUAAUUUUUUAUUUAUUUUUUUUUUUUGAAACUACGCAAUCAAAGAACACCCAAACCUUUUUUGGGAUUUUCUUAUCUGUGGUUAUAUUUUCUUAACAUUUUGUUUAUGCCAUAUAUUUUUGUGAGUAUGAUACGUACAAUAUGUGUUAUGUAAUAGUGUAAAUCCAUAAAUUUUUCGUAUUUUAAUUUUUAGGUAUUCAUAUUCUGCUAAAUAAUUGUUUAUAUGUAUUACCAGCGUAACUUUUUACUUUGUCAAAUGUUUAUUGUAAAAAAUGUUGCUUAUUAUUUUCGUUGUAUAUGAUAUGUAACGGCCAUUCAUUUUAAUAUCGUUGUUUAUUUCUCGGAAAUUCGAAACGAACACGACAAGACGUCUUCUUUUUUGAAUAAUGACGACAAGGGGAUGUCCGUGACAUUAUUCUUUGCCGUAUUAAAAAUUACUUAAAAAAAAAAAAAAAAACAUUUACUCGUUUUAUUGUAACGGACAAAGCGAAAAACAAUAAUAUAAUAUAUUUAAUAACGUAAUACCUAUUAAUAUUGUAUGACAUUACGUCACUAAAAAAAUGUCAUAAACACAAUUGAUAUUAAUAAUAAUUAUGAUUAAAGCUAACAUUUUUCGAACUGUUUGAAACGUCGGAGUUCAUCAGCUGUACGUACAUCUUAAUCCGAAUUUCGCUUUGCCUAAAAGUACAAAAAGCGCUAAACUCGGCAAUAUGCAUAUUGUUUUUCUCCGUUUUCCAUUUCAUUUAUACCCAUAAUAAUAUCAUCUGAAAACGCUUUCGUAGACACAGGUUUCACAAUCGUUGCGAGUUUCUUUUGUGUGUGUGUAUGUUUAAUUACUACAUAAUACAUUAUAUUUCAUGGUUUCUUCGUUUUGUACUUUUGGAGCGUUUAUUAUGUUGUUCAGUAUACUUUAUACAAUAAUAUAAUUAUUAUUACUAUUACUAUAAAUAUUAUAUACAAUGUGACUUUAUGUUGCGUGCGAACGUGUAGGCAACUAUGUUGUACAUUAUAUUAUGUUCUGUUAUUUAAUGUGUUUCUCUUUUGUAUACUUAAUAUUAUAUUGUUCCGUUUCGUUUAUUUUUUGUCAAUCGUUUCAUCUCGUGCGGUUUCAGAAACGUAGGUUUUAUAAACCAUGUAUUCAUAAUAAUAUAUUUAUCAUAUAUUGUUUCAAUAUUUUCAAUUAUUGAAUUUGUUCAUUCCCUGCUCUUUUGUUUUUAGUCCAUCCAUCCAGACACAAACACACACUCACACACACGUACAACACACACACGUACACACUCACACAGGUGUAUUAAAAUGUACAUAUAUACUGGCCCUGGUUUAAACAAAUCUAUCUAGGAAGUACCCGUUAGAUUGAAUGACAGGAUUUUAUUUUGUAAAAAUCUGUACGAGAUUGGUCAACAAAAACAUGACAUACAGUUAAGACUUUAAAAGUUAAAUAACUAAAGAAUUAAUCACAAUAUGAUGGUAUUAUUGUUGAUGCAUUUUUAACCACCCUAUGAAUGAUACUUGAUAUGUAUUAAAUAGAAUCAUUUAAAUAACUUUCAAUAACUGUGGUUUCAUUUGAAUCUCGCUUACCAUUUUUUCCUGUGUUAGUCAUAAUUGGUGUGUAUCUUUAAUUUCUAGUAGGAUCCUACACCUUAUGAUUAUGUAUUAAUCAUAAAUCAGGCCCGUAUGUAUGUUUGCCCACGCGCAAUUAGUGGGUCACCUACAUUAUUAUGUAUUAUAAUAUGAAUAUGUGUUUGUUCGAAAACCUAUAAAUCGAAUUAGAACUUUUAAUUCGUAUUUUCCAAAACAGUUGUAUUGAUUUCAAUCCACAUGCAAAAUAGCCCGAGUAUUCAUUAUAUUAUAAUAUACACGUAAAUAUUAAACAAAAUAGGUAUGAUAGUAUGUUAAACAAUGUAUAUUUUGUCCCAUAUCUUAAUUCUCUUCUUCAUUUUAUCUUUAUCUAUCUAACUAUGUUUAUCUAUUUAUUAUCUUUAUAUUUUAUCUCUGUAUUUGUGACAAAAAUGACUUUGUACAUAGUAUAGAUUUUGUUUGAUUGUUAAAUUAAUUCAUUUUUUUUUUGUUUUUUAAUAAAUACAAUUUAAAAAAAAAAAAAAAA
Aphis gossypii (cotton aphid) is the source of this 10548-nucleotide messenger RNA. It is a transcript of the gene cac, whose product is annotated as voltage-dependent calcium channel type A subunit alpha-1. The record is from RefSeq and is a predicted model, not a curated record. Gene Ontology annotation, biological process: chemical synaptic transmission; calcium ion import across plasma membrane. Lineage: Eukaryota; Metazoa; Arthropoda; Insecta; Hemiptera; Aphididae. Gene Ontology annotation, cellular component: membrane; voltage-gated calcium channel complex. Gene Ontology annotation, molecular function: high voltage-gated calcium channel activity; calcium ion binding.